CAGACUUAUGACAUUUCAACAUUUCACCAAUUCACCAAUUCACCGUUUCACUAAUUCACGUUUCACCAUUCACCAAUUCACCGUUUCACCAAUUCACCAAUUCACCGUUUCACCAAUUCACGUUUCACCAUUCACCAAUUCACCGUUUCACCAAUUCACCAAUUCACCAGUUACACCAGUUACACCAAUACCGAUUGGUGAUUGGUGA
This is a messenger RNA of Dentiscutata heterogama, 208 nucleotides long. The record is from the annotation of a GenBank genome assembly. NCBI's taxonomy places the organism in Eukaryota, Fungi, Glomeromycota, Glomeromycetes, Diversisporales, Gigasporaceae.